Messenger RNA from Manihot esculenta (cassava), 1758 nucleotides. RefSeq names its product maltose excess protein 1, chloroplastic. Gene Ontology annotation, cellular component: chloroplast envelope. Bases 149 to 1360 code for a protein of 403 amino acids. Lineage: Eukaryota; Viridiplantae; Streptophyta; Magnoliopsida; Malpighiales; Euphorbiaceae. The transcript has 9 exons. The record is from RefSeq and is a predicted model, not a curated record. Gene Ontology annotation, molecular function: maltose transmembrane transporter activity.
UCCACGUGUCACUUCGAGACUCGCACACUCCCUCACUGCCCAAUCUUCAGUCUCCCUGCUACUGGUCUUUCCCCCAACCUGACCACCACAUUACACUCUGUUCAAGCUCUCUCCUGUCUGCUCAGUCCCUUUACCAGCUGCUCCUGUAAUGGCCAGGUCUCUGCUUGCGCCUCUAGCUGGCACAGCACCGUCUCUGCACUCUUCGUUGUUCUCGAAUUUCCCUCUAUAUUCCCAUUCCUUUCCCUCCAGGACCCUUUCUUCGGCUGUCCACAAGCCUUCUAAUUGUUACACCCACUAUUCUCUAACUUCACUUCAUCGACGCCUCUCUCCUGUUUCCGCUCUAGAUUCUGACGUCCCUCACCCUCUUCACCAGGGAUCAGCGGAUGUAAAGGACAGUAAGAGAUUUAAACAAUGGGAUUCGUGGACAGCGAAAUUUUCUGGAGCUUCGAAUAUACCAUUUUUGUUGCUUCAAAUGCCUCAGAUUAUACUCAACGCGCAAAAUCUAAUGGCUGGAAAUAAAACUGCCUUGUUGGCUGUUCCAUGGCUGGGGAUGUUUACUGGGUUGCUUGGAAAUCUUUCUUUGCUUUCCUACUUCGUGAAAAAGAAGGAAACGGAAGUAAUUGUGGUGCAAACGCUGGGAGUUGUUUCUAUUUACAUAGUAAUUACUCAGCUUGCAAUGGCAGAAGCUAUGCCUCUGCCUCACUUUGUUGCCACUUCAGUAGUUGUGGCAACAGGUUUGGUGUUGAAUUUCUUCAAUUACCUUGGAAAGCUUAAUGCUGGAAUCUGGCGGGUUUGGGAAGAUUUUAUAACUGUGACUGGACUCUCGGCUCUUCCCCAGGUCAUGUGGUCUACAUUUGUGCCGUAUAUUCCAAGCACUAUCUUGCCUGGAGCAAUGGCAUUUGUGGUAGCUGUAGCAGCUGUUAUAAUGGCACGAACAGGCAAGCUCUCAGAGAAGGGUGUUAAAUUUGUUGGAGGAAUAUCUGGAUGGACGGCAACUCUUCUUUUCAUGUGGAUGCCAGUUUCACAAAUGUGGACAAAUUUCCUGAAUCCUGAUAACAUCAAAGGCUUAUCAGCUUUUUCAAUGUUGCUUGCAAUGAUUGGAAAUGGACUUAUGGUCCCACGUGCACUCUUCAUUCGUGAUUUUAUGUGGUUCACUGGGUCAAGUUGGGCUGCACUCUUUUAUGGGUAUGGGAAUAUUUUAUGCAUGUUCUGUUUCAACAGUAUCAGCAGAGAAUUCUUUCUUGCAGCCACUGUUGUUUUGGUUUCAUGGAUAGGAAUGGCUCUGUGGAGAGACACUGUAGUAUAUGGAUACAACUCGCCUCUGACAUCCUUGAAAGAGUUGGCUUUUGGCUCAACUUGAAGUUCAAAGCAAUGUAGCCAUGGAGAAUAGAUGAAAGAAAAACAACCCGAUCCCCAGAUCUUAAUUCUGAAGCAUCAAAUGUGAAAAUGUACCUGCAUUACUGAGGUGCCAUUUCUUGCUCAAGAUUGCAGCCGCUGUUUUGAACCGCGGAAAUUUCAAUCGGAAAGCUUGUUGUUUGGAGAUCACCUGAUGCACCGGUGUCCUAUGAACAUUAUUAGUCCUAAUCAAUAUGGUAAGAGAAAACUAGGAUGGGGAUAUAAUUAAUAUUUGUAAUACCUGGAGGUGGUAUUCUUAAUACUCGAUUGUUGAGGGGCUCAUUGAAGUUACGGAGCAAAAUAGUUCCUGUUCGGGAAUGAAUUAUUUUAUUUGCAAUAAAAGGUCGAAUUCAUUUCAGUGAA